AUGGCGGCCGCGGCGAAACUAAUGCGGUUGGCGCUCAAUCGAGUUCAAAAGCUGAACACGAUCCAACCUCCGGACAGGGCGGCAGACGAGACGGCCAAGUUCCUGUCAAAGUUCCCCACGAAAUGCAUGGAGCACGAAGAACCCGUGAAAAGUUUCUGCGCCGAUCACGACGUCCUAAUCUGUGACGUCUGCGCCCUGUCCAAUCACAAGGCCUGUCAGAUGGUGAUGGGCUUCACGGAAGCGUCCAAGGGCAUCCGAAGCAGUCGCGAGGUUACCGUUCUCGAGAACGGGCUUAAGAAAAUGAUCGAGGAUUACGAUAAAAUGUUCAAGGAACAGUCCGAGAUUUUGACGAAUCUCGCGGAACAAGAACGAGAGUUCGUGAAGGCGGUAAAACAGUUCCGGGGCGAGAUCAACGCCAUUUUGGAUCGCCUGGAAAACUCGGUGCUCGCUAAAAAAGAUAACUACACUACUCAGAGGAGAGAUACGGUUAAAGAUCACAAGCAGAGCUGCAAGACGGCAAUGACCUUACUGGAGAAUUACAGCAAAGAGCUGGACCGGUGUUACCUUGCAAACGACAACGAGGCCCUGUUUGUCUCCAUGAAGAAAACUCGCGCGGUCAUGGACAAAUACGAAACGCAGAGAAAAAACAUCGCGAAAGCACCGAAGAAGGUGUCCCUGUCUUUCGUCGCUAACAACGGUAUCGCCAAGUUCUUUCUGAGUUUACGAGAUUUUGGAGACAUGAAGGCCGACACAUCGGUAGUCACGUCCGUUCCCAGUGGAAAUGGCGCAACCACGGAGCGGCGCACCAGCAAGGGGAGUCUGAGUAGCGCCGGUGCACCGCCAUUGAGCGACCGGAAGUUCAGCCUAAUCAGCCUGCAGCAGUUUGACCGUCGCAUGAGUUCCAGCUCCAACAGCCUACAAACGUCCGAGCGAAUAAACCUUUUGUCGAGGUCAGUUGAUGUAUUAAAAAAGUAA
Dreissena polymorpha is the source of this 975-nucleotide messenger RNA. RefSeq lists its product as uncharacterized. The record is from RefSeq and is a predicted model, not a curated record. The transcript has 3 exons. NCBI's taxonomy places the organism in Eukaryota, Metazoa, Mollusca, Bivalvia, Myida, Dreissenidae. Gene Ontology annotation, molecular function: zinc ion binding. Bases 1 to 975 code for a protein of 324 amino acids.